Oldenlandia corymbosa var. corymbosa is the source of this 3050-nucleotide messenger RNA. NCBI's taxonomy places the organism in Eukaryota, Viridiplantae, Streptophyta, Magnoliopsida, Gentianales, Rubiaceae. The record is from the annotation of a GenBank genome assembly.
AUCAAUGAUUUUCUUGAACCGUGGGGGAGACUCGGUAAUUAUCUUAAAAUUCAAAAAUCCAUUUCCCCAAUGUGGACCCAGGUAGCUGCCCGUCACAUUCACGCACUAUCCCACCGCCACGUACGACCCUACCUUCCAGAUCCUCCGGUUCCGGUUCAUCCCCGUCCCCCGAAUAGACCGGAUUAAACCCCGCCAUUUGCCUCUUCUCUCAUUCAAAAAUAUUUCUCCGCCCAUUAAAACCCCCGUCCGCCACCCAUCGCCGCCUAAUCAUUUCUGCCCUAAUCGAUUCUCUUUCACACUGUCACACACUGAUAGCUUCUCGCUUGCUCCUUUUCUCACUUUUGCUCACAGCUUGGCGAACUCCCCGCUCGGUUUAUGCCCUAACGAACAGAACUAAGAGGCGGAGCAGAAAUUAGAGAUGAUUGUGCAUUCGUUCGGUUCGGAUGCCCAGUCGAAGGCCACGGAGCUGGCUACGAAGAUCCUGGUGGCGGCGUCUUCUCCGCCGCAAAUAGCCGCCGCGUGCGCCGCGGUGGAGGAUUUCUUGCAAAAGCACACGCCAGACCAGCAGCGAUGGUUCUUCUCCAUCACUUUUCCAACCCUAAUUUGUCGGAUAUUUGGCUUCGAUGAGUCCUCAUCAGCUCCCAAGUUGCAGGCACCGAACGGUUGGGUCGAUGUUGCUAUCCAAUCCGGGGAUACUGAGCUCGCUGGCAAAAUAUUCAACCUGCUGACGCCGGGUGGAGUGUUGCUAUCUUCAAUUUCAGCUGUUGAUAAGCUUUCUCUUAUUAAAUAUGUGUUUCCAGUUGAGAGAUUACCUGAAUGGAUACGCUAUAUGAUUCAAAACAAGAGAGACUACGGGGUUCUGGUGGAUAUGUGUCCAUUAUUGAAGAACCGGAUCACAGAGGAUUCACCUAAGGGUUCAUGUUUUCAGGUUCAGUUGAAUGUUUUUGAGUAUUUCUUGUUUUGGUUUGUCUAUUAUCCUGUCUGCAGAGGUAAUACUGAGGGUUUAGACACUUCAAGGGUUCAGAGAAGUAGAAAAUCUCGGUUAGAAAAUUGGGCUUCUACGCUACCAGGUUUAUACAGUAGUAAGCAGGGAAAGGAGCAGAAAAAUGAAGGAAAUUUGUACAUCCGUCUCCUUUAUGCUUACCUUCGGGCAUUUCUACCCAUGCAUGAUUUAAAUGCUCAUCAACCUUAUCGUAGUUCUCUACUCCAUCAUUCAUGGGGAUAUGAUAGCUCAGUUCUGGAAAGAGCGGAGUUUUUCAUUAAUUCCUUGAUAAACUUCUGGCUGGUUGACAAUGAUUUUUCACCUGUACCUGUGAGUAUGUGCAAAUCAUUGGGUAUCAAUCUGCCUUUCCGGUCUCUUUUUGGUGAAACUCCACCUACUUCUGGAUUGGGCGAGGUGAUUAAUGUGUUUGUUAGGUAUGUGGUACUUGGCUCAGUUGCCUGUAGAGAGGAGCAUGACAAAGUUGAAUUUAAUGGAAGCCCUCAGAGAGAGUUUUUCGGUUCAGCUGAUUCUAUAGAUCUUAGGGAAGCUGCUUUAGGAAAAUACUCUUGGAACACAUGGAUUCAGAGGCCUUUAUACAGAUUCAUACUAAGAACAUUUCUGUUUUGCCCAGUUCAAAGUUCUGUGAAAAAUGUGUAUCAAGUAUUCUCUGUCUGGGUUAACUACAUUGAACCCUGGAAUAUUAGCUUGCAAGAAUUUGCAGACCUCGAUCCUAAAAUGGGGAGACCUGAUGAAAAUACAGCAGGGGAGUCACCAGGUUACUCACCUUCUUGGCAAAGUUAUGUGCUUGCCAAUUACCUCUACUACAGCUCUCUGGUCAUGCAUUUCUUGGGAUUUGCGCAUAAAUUUCUUCUUACAGAUCCAGAAGUUAUAAUAAAGAUGGUUUCAAAGGUGAUAAGCAUUCUUACGAUGUCACCAGAGCUUGUUGGUCUGCUCAAGAAUAUGGAUACUGUUUAUCAUUCAAAACAUACAGGAUCAUCGAAAUCAAAGCUUAAUGCCUUGCACAAGUUUGUUCCAGUAAUCCGUGAACAUUUGCAGGACUGGGAGAGUGGCCUUUGUGAGAGUAAUGCUGAUGGGUCAUUUUUACAUGAUAAUUGGAACAAAGAUCUACGGCUGUUUAGUGAAGAUGAUGAUGGUGGGCAGCAGUUGCUUAAGGUACUUGUUCUGCUGGUUACUUAUCAUUCUUGCAUUCAUCUGCUUCGGGAACUUAGUUGUGCUACUUAUUGCAGCUCUUUCUGUUGAGGGCGGAGUCUGAGUUGCAAUCUUUAUCUGGAGAUAGUCUAGUACAAAGCAGCAAAUGUCUAGAUUCUCUCAAGGCCCAGGUGGGCUCCUUAUUUGGUGGUCACAUUCUAGACUUUUCAUCUAGCAAGUCAGACAAAAAACCAUCUCAUCAAACUCGUGAUGAGGUAUUUCGACCUAGGAGCUUCACCAAUCACAUGGUGGCUAAAACCAAAUACAAGGGUGAGUGGAUGAAGCGGCCAACCUCAGAUGAUGAAAUUGCAUGGCUUGUAAACCUUCUCAUCUACGUAUCAUCUUGGCUGAAUGAACAUCUUGGCCUAAACCAGCCAAACAGCAGCAACGAAGGUCCUGUUUGGUCUUAUGUGUACUUGUCAAGGGAUGCAGGAAAUGUUACUGGACCAACAGAUGCCAUGAAAAUGAUUUGCUCUUCUUUGUUUUCCUGGUUUGUUGCUCUGUUUAAUGCAAUGGUGGUGCUUAUGCGAAAGCAUGGUGUGAAGGUUAAUCUUCGGAUAUUUGCUUCGAAGAAGGUCGUGGCGGUGUUGCUCGUUUUCACCGCAUUUAACAUGUUGCGAAAAGCUUUUUCAUAGGCGAAUAUGUGUACAUAAGAGGAAGCUGGUACAAUAUAGAGAAUGAAAAAUACAAAUGUAGUAGUGAAUUCCGUAGAAAUUUUCAGCAAACUCUUGUCUGUGGUGUUGUAAUUAGAAUGCGAUAUCUGUGCAGCUGCGAAGACUUCCCAAGCAGUCGUUAUUUUGAUACUGCUUUUUUGGCCCUUUUAUACCUGAGGAAAAUGAAAAUCGCUAUUUGUUUGGUC